Molecule: messenger RNA, 4677 nt
Organism: Sardina pilchardus (European sardine)
Lineage: Eukaryota; Metazoa; Chordata; Actinopteri; Clupeiformes; Clupeidae
Gene: matn4
Product: matrilin 4
Exons: 19
Coding region: 283-3129 (948 amino acids)
Molecular function (GO): calcium ion binding
Source: RefSeq, a predicted model, not a curated record
UAAACCCGCUCUCUGAGGAGCAACUUUCCAAGUAGACUAUUCACACAGAGAAUUACUGAAGAUUUGAGUGUGAGCAUCAGCGUUCACUUGAUACAUUUGGAGGGAGCUGGAUACCACCUCUGACUCUCACUGGACUCUUUCGUUCUAACGGAGUUUUGCGCGUGGACGACGUCUGGUUACCUGUCCCAUUCAGCAGCGCGCAGUUCUGUUCUCCCUUGCAGCGUGCCCAGGGCGGUUUGAAUCCAGCUCAAGACUUCAGCAUCCCAACCCAGAAGUCUGAACAUGAGAGCCCCGUUGAUCUUGGCGACAGCGCUCUUAGCCCUGGCAGUGGUGUCAGAGGCCAGACCUAAAAAAGCAGCCGCUAAGGAGAAGUGCAAGUCUGGGCCCGUGGACCUCGUCUUCAUCAUCGACAGCUCGCGCAGCGUGCGCCCGCACGAGUUCGAGACCAUGCGCAAGUUCAUGAUCGACAUCAUCCACGAGAUGGACGUCGGGGCGGCCGCCACCCGCGUGGGCGUGGUGCAGUACUCCAGCCAGGUGCAGAACGUCUUCUCGCUGAAGGCCCACACGCGCCUGCCGGCCAUGGUGAAGGCCAUCAACGAGAUCAUCCCGCUGGCCCAGGGCACCAUGACCGGCCUGGCCAUCCGCUACGCCAUGAACGUGGCCUUCUCCGCCGAGGAGGGCGCGCGGCCGAACGUGCCCCACGUGGCCGUCAUCGUGACCGACGGGCGCCCUCAGGACCGCGUGGCGGAGGUGGCGGCGGCCGCCCGCGAGUCGGGCAUCGAGAUCUACGCGGUGGGCGUGGCGAGGGCGGACAUGACCUCCCUGCGGGCCAUGGCUUCUCCUCCGUUUGAGGACCACGUCUUCCUGGUCGAGAGCUUCGACCUCAUCCAUCAGUUUGGCCUGCAGUUCCAGGACAAGCUUUGUGGAAUGGAUCUGUGUUUGGACUCUGACCAUGGCUGUGAACAGAUCUGUGAGAGUUCACCAGGCUCCUUCCAGUGCCUUUGCAUGCCAGGCUACACACUGAAUGAGGAUGGCAAGACCUGUACACCAAUUGACCUUUGCGCUGAGGGGAAACACGAUUGUGAGCAGAUCUGCAACCCCACGCCUGGUGAAUUCACAUGUGCCUGCAACCCUGGAUACACUCUGAACAAGGACAAGAAGACGUGCACAAUGAUUGACCUUUGUGCUGAGGGCAAACAUGAUUGUGAGCAGAUCUGCAACCCCACGCCCGGUGAAUUCACAUGCUCCUGCGACUUUGGAUUCACCCUAAAUGAGGAUGAGAAGACUUGCACAAUGAUUGACCUUUGUGCUGAGGGCAAACAUGAUUGUGAGCAGAUCUGCAACCCCACGCCCGGUGAAUUCACAUGCUCCUGCAACAAAGGGUUCACCCUGAACGAGGACGACAAGACUUGCACAAUGAUUGACCUUUGUGCUGAGGGCAAACAUGAUUGUGAGCAGAUCUGCAACCCCACGCCCGGUGAAUUCACAUGCUCCUGCAACAAAGGGUUCACCCUGAACGAGGACGACAAGACUUGCACAAUGAUUGACCUUUGUGCUGAGGGCAAACAUGAUUGUGAGCAGAUCUGCAACCCCACGCCCGGUGAAUUCACAUGUUCCUGCAACAAAGGGUUCACCCUGAACCAGGACGACAAGACUUGCACAAUGAUUGACCUUUGUGCUGAGGGCAAACAUGAUUGUGAGCAGAUCUGCAACCCCACGCCCGGUGAAUUCACAUGCUCCUGCAACAAAGGGUUCACCCUGAACGAGGACGACAAGACUUGCACAAUGAUUGACCUUUGUGCUGAGGGCAAACAUGAUUGUGAGCAGAUCUGCAACCCCACGCCCGGUGAAUUCACAUGUUCCUGCAACUUUGGAUUCACCCUAAAUGAGGACAACAAGACUUGCACAAUGAUUGACCUUUGUGCUGAGGGCAAACAUGAUUGUGAGCAGAUCUGCAACCCCACGCCCGGUGAAUUCACAUGUUCCUGCAACAAAGGGUUCACCCUGAACCAGGACGACAAGACUUGCACAAUGAUUGACCUCUGUGCUGAGGGCAAACAUGAUUGUGAGCAGAUCUGCAACCCCACGCCCGGUGAAUUCACAUGUUCCUGCAACAAAGGGUACACCCUGAACGAGGACGCGAAGACGUGCACAAUGAUCAACUACUGCUCAUUUGGAAAUCACAGUUGUCAACAUGAGUGUGUGAGUGUGCUCAACGGGUAUUUCUGCCGCUGCAAUGAAGGAUACACUCUGCAGGAGGAUGGCAAGACAUGCAUCCCUGACAACCUGUGCAACACGGUGGAGCAUGGCUGUGAGUUCCAGUGUGUCAGCACGCCAGGCUCCUACUUCUGCAUCUGCCCUGAGGGACAGCUUCUGCAAGACGAUGGCAAGACCUGUGGAACCUGCAGGUCGGCCAUCAUUGACUUGGUGCUCCUGAUCGACGGGUCCAAGAGCGUGCGGCCGCAGAACUUCGAGCUGGUGAAGAAGUUCGUCAACCAGGUGGUGGACUCUCUGGACGUGUCGCCGCGCGGCACCCGCAUCGGCCUGGUGCAGUACUCCAGCCGCGUGCGCACCGAGUUCCCCCUCAACAUGUACCAGACGGCCGACGAGAUCAAGAGCGCCGUCAUGGGCGUCCAGUACAUGGAGAAGGGCACCAUGACGGGCCUGGCCCUCAAGCACAUGGUGGAGAACAGCUUCUCGGAGGCCGAGGGAGGCCGCGACGCCGGCAGGAUCCCUCGCGUCGGACUGGUCUUCACCGACGGACGCUCUCAGGACGACAUCACAGAGUGGGCUAAGAAAGCACAGGACGCGGGUAUUACCAUGUACGCUGUGGGUGUUGGGAAAGCUGUGGAGGAUGAGCUCCGUGAGAUCGCCUCAGACCCAGUAGACAAGCACUUCUUCUACAGUGCAGACUUCACUGCCAUCAACCAGAUCGCAGAGAAUCUUAAACUCAAUGUCUGUGCAGAGGAGAGCCAAGGAGAGAUUGAAGUGAAGGACCCAUGUGCUUGUGAAAGCCUUGUUGAGUUCCAGCAGGCCACCAUGGCAGCCCUGGACCAGCUGAACCAGAAACUGUCUACGAUGACUGCCCGAAUGGAGGACCUGGAGAACCAGCUUCUGACCAGGAAAUAAGAAGGCCUUGUCCUCCCCCAGACAAUCAGGAAAAUAGAAAGAAGGAGCUGGAGUUCCGUCAUGGUCACAGACAUACCCACUGCACUAAGGAGACAAACUGUAUGACAGACGAAAUCAGGUUGAUCCCAACAUUAGUUCUGACUCCUGUGUUUAGCAGCAAGCUUUUUUUGUUUUUCUGUGAUAUCACUGUCGCUUUCUUCUUUGUAUGUUCCUUGCAGACGUUCAGGAAGUGGGGUUGGGAGUGAUUGCCUAUGAAGGGCACUUCACAGUGAGGAGUGAAAAAUGCUGUUAUGGUGUAGUCUCCCUCAACCAUAUCCUAAGUACCAGUGCAUGUUCCCAUGCAGACUUACUAGAACAAAAAGACGGGAAGCUCAUUCAAAGCAACAGUAGCCAUGACCUUUUCAACAUUAUUUUGUUUUAAUCCCCCAGAACAUUUACGCCCAUAUUUCAUGGCACCCUAUUUAUACUUGAUCAAAGUUACAGUUUAUGGUUUUAAAAAAGGUUUAUUUAUGUGAAAUUCUUCAUCGUGUGAGUAAUUUUGUGUGGAGACUAACAGGGGAGCUACACCAGAUGCGUAAGUGAAGCGUUCCGUUCGCGACGCGUAAAAUCCAUUUUAGAAGAUGGGUCUAUUUUUUUCGAAUGUACGCGCCACUGUCGCGUCUGGUGUAGCUACUUCCAUUGACUACACUGAUUAUUAACUGCUACGACCGGCUGCAACAUACGCGUCGCGAACGGAACGCUUCACUUACGCAUCUGGUGUAGCCCCCCUGUAAGACGAAUUUGUAUUGUAUCACUCCACAGUGUUUGCUCAGCCAUUCAAAUGUGCUGGAGAACAUUCAAUAAUCUGAUCAUCAGUACUGUAUCAAUCUUUAUACCAAUAUUUUUUUUUUAUUGUUUCUUAUAAAAACAAUCAAUUUAGGGCCUUAAAAAAUUAGAACACCAAUGCUUCCAGGGACCAGCAGAAGUACUACACAUACAAAACCUAAAGUACGUGAUGGAAAAUCAAACAGAAUAAUAUAGAGUAUAGGACAUAUAUGCAAUUGUUCCCCAUAUAGACAUAAAAUUGUAUAAGUCAUUUUUAUUCACAUGAGCUCUUGGAAAUGGAGGCAUUACUUAAAAGAGAAGGAGAGAGAGAAAGAGAGAGAGAGAGAGAGAGAGAACUAAACCACCUAAAUAAUGAGGAUUGUUAGAACAGAAUGUGAAAUACUGCGUGAGUGAGUGUUGAGAAUAUGAGGAGAGAAUAAUGAAGACCACCAGAAUGAGCAGCAUGCCCAGGUGCCCCUGCAGACCACUCUUUUUUUAUUAAAUAAGAAACACUUUGUCAAAGGAGAAAACUGGCCUGCCUAUAUUUUUUGAGGCAUUGCCAUCGUUACGAAGAAGGAUUAUGUUCUUCUUCUUCUCCUUGUAUGAAAUGGCCAUAGUGUGAAGCAAAAAAAAAAUAUCCCUGUUUUUGGUUACUUGUACUUUUGUAUAUUUUAAUAUCCAUUUUUGUAAGUAUGAGGAUUCUCUAUAUUCUUACAACGGAUGAAAUAAAAAUGAAACUUUUAA